GGCAGAGGGAGGGGCUUGCUGGGAGGGAUUAGACGUGGAGGAACGCUGAAGGACACAGGGCAAGGUCGAGGAGAGUGUUGGGAGUCAAUUGCUUUGUAGAGAUGAAGAAUGACCAUGAUCCAACCCUGUAAUGGAAUGGGAGGUGAUGGUUUGCUUUAUAGCUGCUCUGAAGAAGCAUGAAGUGGUUUUGUGUCGUACUGAGGAGAAAAAUACCACAUCAUGUCUGGGCAUACUCAACACUGGUUCUUAAGAAAGAAAAACAAGUUCCAUUUUACUGCAUAUAUGGCCAUAGACAGUGGUCAGAUCACAAGCCUAAAAAAAUUAAAGACUUUUACAUGCUGCUAAAACUUCAGGAAGGCUGCUCUUUGGAUGAUGUUAGAAAUUCAUAUCGAGAUCUUGCCAAGAAAUACCAUCCAGACAGUGGUUCAAUUACAGCAGACUCUGCAGUUUUUGUGCAAAUUGAUGAAGCAUACAGAGCAGUAAUUAAUGAUGUGACUGAGAAAAUGGAAUCAAAUGAAAAGGAAGAGGAAGAAGAAGACAAAUUGAAGUCUGUAGCACCACAACACAGGCAAUAUUUAAGUUUUGAAGGUAUUGGUUUUGGUACUCCAAGUCAAAGAGAAAAGCAGUAUAUGCAGUUUAGAGUCGAUCGGGCUUCUGAACAAGUCAUGGAAUACCGCAAACAGAAAAUGGAGAGCCAGUUUGCUACAAGCAGUGCAAUGUUAGCGAAAGAUAUAAGACAAAGCAAGAAGGUAAAAAUCACUCAGGCAAUUGAACGGUUGGUUGAAGACCUCAUUCAGGAAUCUAUGGCGAAAGGAGACUUUGAUAACCUCAGUGGCAAAGGAAAGCCUUUGCAGAAAUUUUCAGACUGUCCACAUAUUGAUCCCAUGACUCACAAUUUGAACCGGAUUUUGAUAGACAAUGGAUACCAACCAGAAUGGAUUCUAAUGCAGAAAGAAAUACGGGAAACAAUUGAAAAACUGCGGAAUGAUUUGAUUGUUUCCAGGAAUAAACUGGGAGAUCCGCUAACACCUCAGAAUAUGAAACUUUGGAACGAGGGCUGUGAAUGCUUUACAGAAAAUAUCAGGACUUUAAACAAAAGAAUUAAUGAUUUCAACUUAAUUGUCCCUAUUCUCAGCAGACAGAUGGUGCAUUUUAAUGCUAGUAAAGAAAUUGCACGUGCAGAGGAACUCUGCAAAACCCAGAUGAAAAAAACAAAGGCUGCAGAAAACACAAAAGAACAUAGCAGGAAAACUGAUCUCAAUACUAGUUUUUUUAAGUGGAUGAAUCUUAUUUUGAAGUAAGAUUGAUAUUACAAACACUUGGUUUCAUUAAGACUUACCUCAUUUCCAUAAAAUAUUUAGUUUUCCAUUUAUUGAUACAACAAGCUGCAUUUCCUAUUUUGCCAUAAAACUAUACAACUACAUCAAUACAUUUCUACUAGUAAAGCCUUGCUUUUGUCAAGAUUCCUUCAUUUUCAUGUAUGUAUUUUCAUGUAUUAAAAGAUGGUUAGUCAAGCUGUGUUUACAACAUCUGGAAAUAAAACUAUAGAUAUGAAA
Messenger RNA from Sphaerodactylus townsendi, 1556 nucleotides. It is a transcript of the gene DNAJC28, whose product is annotated as DnaJ heat shock protein family (Hsp40) member C28. NCBI's taxonomy places the organism in Eukaryota, Metazoa, Chordata, Lepidosauria, Squamata, Sphaerodactylidae. The transcript has 3 exons. The record is from RefSeq and is a predicted model, not a curated record. The coding region runs from base 177 to 1301 and encodes 374 amino acids.